Molecule: messenger RNA, 1023 nt
Organism: Dovyalis caffra
Lineage: Eukaryota; Viridiplantae; Streptophyta; Magnoliopsida; Malpighiales; Salicaceae
Source: the annotation of a GenBank genome assembly
AUGGUGUUUCGCACCAUUGCUGAAACCGAGCCAAACACAAACGGUACUAUCAUGGCUUCUUCUACUACUGUGAAACAACACCAGCCACUCCAUAACUUUCCUUUACAAGACCUAAAAUGGUCAAUGAACCAUUCCAAUAACUCUACCAACAACCACCGUUUUCGCAAUAACAAAUCUCCUCACCGCGAUGCUGCUGCUGCGACUUCAGCGGUUGCGGAUUCGGAUGGAGACGGCGGGGUAAAGGUUGUGAAAUUAUCGAAGAAAAAAUCUGAUGAUGUUGAGAGUUCGGAGAAGAAAUCGAAGAUCUUUAUUCGGUUGAGGGCUAACAAAAACAGCAGCAACAAGUGCAUGGUUGAUGAUGUGGCUGCGGAUGCAGGGGAUCAGGACUCUGCUGCCGUAGUGGACGGUGCGGAGGAAUUGAUACCGAAGACAUGGAAUCUGAGGCCGAGGAGAGCUGUUAAUAAUAAUAAUAAUAAGGGCUUGAAUGGGAAUGGAGGUGCUUUGAAGAAUGGUGGAGGUGCGGUGCAGGAGAUCCAACCUCAGGUGCCGGGCAGUAAUCGGGAUGAAUUGACUCGGUCCAAACGGAAUGAUAGUGUUGCUAAUAAUGAUGCUAAUGAUGUUAAUAAUAAUAAAAAGAAGAAGAAGGAGAAAGAGAAGGAAAAGGGCAAGAAGGUGAGGUUUUCGAUUCCUCUCACUAAAGAGGAAAUUGAAGAGGAUGUUUAUUCUUUGACUGGGUCAAAGCCGGCGAGAAGGCCUAAGAAGAGAGCAAAGCAUGAGCAGAAACUACUUGAUUGCCUGUUUCCUGGUAUGUGGCUGGAUUCAAUCACCCCAGAUUGUUAUAAGGUUCACGAAGCUCCUUCGAAGUCAAUAUGGGUUUGGUUCUUAUCAAAUGUGGAAAAUGAGGAGGAAAAAAAUGAUGAAGAAGAGGUGCUUUUUGAGGAUGUAGUUCUCCUGCCCUGCAGGGUUAAAGAAUCGACUGAGAAGUUGGAGGCUGUGACUGUCAGACUUUUUCUCAUCAGCUGA